AUGAGCCCCACCGUGUGCCCCGCAGCCGCCACUGACCGACAACCGCCUACUGCUCCGGUAACCUGGCCCUCGGAGUCUGGGCUUCCGUCGUCAGGGCUGCCACCAUCCGGCAUGCCGCCGUCCGGCCUGCCCCCCUCCGGACUACCGCCGUCAAGACUGCCGCCCUCAGGACUGCCGCCGGUAGUGUCGCGUCCGCCAGCAGGCCGUGAGGUAGGCCGCGAUCGAUACUGGCUGCCCGAUCAGGGGCAGCCCCGGUCCGGACAUGAGCACCGCUUGCACGACCUGCACUUGCACGACCAGACCGGACACGCAAGCACGAGCACGGGUGUGCGGAAGCCAGUCACCGGCGUGGGCAAAGACGCGAAGCUUUCCUGGGACCAGAAUUCACGGCUUAGCUCGAUGGUGAAGCGCCUGCGCGGCUCGCGACGGCAUGGCACAGAGGACGACGAGGACUGGUGGGAGGACGACGCAGAGGAGGAGCCGUUGGCGCUAUUCACUCGGUCCGUGCGGGCGCCGCCGGGCGUGAUUAACGUGUACCUGGAGUCUUCGCCGAUCAGCGCAGACAUCAUCAAGUCACUUCCGGCCUACACGGAGGAGGUGGAGGAGGAGAGCGACAAGCAGAGCAUGAUUCGCGCGCGCGGCAUGCUGUGGAUGCCGUAG
Gregarina niphandrodes is the source of this 660-nucleotide messenger RNA. RefSeq lists its product as hypothetical. The transcript has a single exon. NCBI's taxonomy places the organism in Eukaryota, Apicomplexa, Conoidasida, Eugregarinorida, Gregarinidae. The coding region runs from base 1 to 660 and encodes 219 amino acids. The record is from RefSeq and is a predicted model, not a curated record.